GCCAUGCCCAGCAAACUCAGCACCCUCCUCGCCUCCUCCGGCAGAACCCCCCAAAUCCUCGACGGCGCCCUAGCAACCUACCUCGAGACCCUCGGCGCAGAUAUCAGCAGCGCGCUCUGGUCCGCGCAAAUCCUGCUCGACCAGCCGUCUCUCAUCCAGCGCACGCAUCUCGACUACUACCGCGCUGGCGCUAAUAUUACUAUCACGGCGUCGUACCAGGCCUCGCUCCCGGGGCUGGUGAAGCAUCUGACCGUGAGUGAAGAGGCGGCGAAGGUGCUGGUUGGGAAGAGCGUUGCGUUGGCGCGGGGAGCGAGGGAUGAGUAUUUUUCCUCGCGGCGGGCGCAUGCCGCGAGAGCGAGGCUAGGAGAGAAUGAAGAAAGGGAGGAGGACGAAGUUCUGCUCGUAGCCGGCAGCGUAGGGCCGUACGGUGCUUUUCUCGCAGACGGGAGCGAGUAUCGAGGAGACUACAUGCUGGGGAAGCAGCAGCUGAAAGCUUUCCACCGCGGGCGCAUGCAGGCGCUAGUCGAAGCCGGCGUCGACGUGCUGGCGUGCGAGACGAUGCCUUCGUAUGCAGAGAUCUGCGCGCUUGCUGAGUUACUGCGAGACGAGUUCCCGGGAACCGAGGCCUGGUUCUCGUUUACGCUGCGCGACGCGGGGCAUAUUAGCGAUGGGACGGCGCUGGAGGAUGUCGUUAAGGCGCUGGAGGGAGCGGAGCAAGUCGUUGCGCUGGGAGUCAAUUGUGUACCGUCUGACCUCGCACUCGGCGCGCUGAAGCAGUUGAAGAAGUUUACGCGCAAACCGCUCGUUGUGUAUCCGAAUUCAGGGGAGCUGUGGAAUGCGGAAAGACGGGACUGGGAAGGCUCGAGGAGCGAGGGCACACAGCUAGCGGAGCGGACGAAAGAGUACUGGGAUGCUGGGGCGAGGCUGAUCGGAGGCUGCUGUCGGACGACGCCGGCGGACAUCAAGGUCAUAGCUGAUACAUUG
Molecule: messenger RNA, 984 nt
Organism: Trematosphaeria pertusa
Lineage: Eukaryota; Fungi; Ascomycota; Dothideomycetes; Pleosporales; Trematosphaeriaceae
Product: Homocysteine S-methyltransferase
Exons: 2
Biological process (GO): S-methylmethionine cycle
Molecular function (GO): zinc ion binding; S-adenosylmethionine-homocysteine S-methyltransferase activity
Source: RefSeq, a predicted model, not a curated record